Messenger RNA from Lentinula edodes (shiitake mushroom), 997 nucleotides. RefSeq lists its product as uncharacterized. Bases 269 to 610 code for a protein of 113 amino acids. NCBI's taxonomy places the organism in Eukaryota, Fungi, Basidiomycota, Agaricomycetes, Agaricales, Omphalotaceae. The transcript has 3 exons. The record is from RefSeq and is a predicted model, not a curated record.
GUUGAAGGAAACAGAUUAAUCAAGCACAGAAUUCCUGUUUCAUUCGACAACUCUAACUAUGCUCAAAGAACUACUAUCUACUUAGGUGGAUAAGUACCAAAUGGCAAAGCAAUGCGACGGAAUCGACAUUUACUUCUUGCCCUUGCUACGCCUGCUGUAAAUCUUCUCGUGAUUGUGAUUGAAAAUCUCCCCUUUAGAUCCUCCAAAGGCAUGUCCCGUACAUGUCCCUUCACAAACCGUCUCCUCAAACUCAAACGUAACAUGACUAAUGGUUUCUCCCCGACUUUCAUGGAAGUCAUUCAGGAAAACAACAUCGAUCGUCUUCCCCUCCAGAUCCAGGCUCUUCGCUGCAGCGUUGAGCAGACUCUGCACAGCCGCUUUGGCAGCAGACUGCGUUUUGGCGCGGGUGGGGUUGUUUGAUUCGGAGGAGAGAUCACCGGUGAAGGUAACCUGGAUCGUUACCUUGUUUUUCGCUCGCCGGGAGAGGUCGGAGAGGGCAGCGACGAAGGCUUCGCGAGAUUUUAGGUCGGCGGACGUUAAGCCGAAAGUCUCGCGAGCGUCGAUCUCUUCGCCGCGGGAAUUGAAGAUCUGGGUGCCCCGGGCGUGGUAGACGUUAACGCCUACGGCUCCUCCGAGCUCGCGGAGGUCAUAACCACUAUCAGUGGACGAAGGAGCGCGAGCUUCGACGGCAGCACCGUUGUUGUUGCUUUGUACCUAGAAAACCAGAACACGAAGCGACGGUGAAAAGCCCAAGGAAUAAGCAAGCAAUAUUGAAACGCAUGGCGAACGACGGGUUAGGUCAAGUUUAAAUUUAGUGAGUAGAAGUAGGUGAAGGCCUCGCGAUGGAACUCGAGCGAGGGAGGAGCAAGAUUAGAGAUUUUUUUCGGUUGUCGUGUCGAGUGAAGACGAAGAAACACUGAUAAUUCCUUUGGCCGGCAAAGGGAGUGGUGUAGGUGCUAAGAGAGACUUGCCAGAAGCUGAGGAACCAUCCUCCGAA